This is a messenger RNA of Eptesicus fuscus (big brown bat), 2597 nucleotides long. RefSeq names its product forkhead box F1 (gene FOXF1). The transcript is spliced from 2 exons. Gene Ontology annotation, biological process: animal organ morphogenesis; regulation of transcription by RNA polymerase II. Gene Ontology annotation, cellular component: nucleus. The coding region runs from base 87 to 1241 and encodes 384 amino acids. Lineage: Eukaryota; Metazoa; Chordata; Mammalia; Chiroptera; Vespertilionidae. Gene Ontology annotation, molecular function: RNA polymerase II cis-regulatory region sequence-specific DNA binding; DNA-binding transcription factor activity, RNA polymerase II-specific. The record is from RefSeq and is a predicted model, not a curated record.
CUCCUCUUCCUCCUCCUCCUCCUCCUCCCGGCUGGUCGGCGGCGCAGAGUAGCGGCGGCAGCGGCGGCGGCGGCAGCAGCCACCCGAUGUCUUCGGCGCCCGAGAAGCAGCAGCCACCGCACGGCGGCGGCGGCGGCGGCGGCGGCGGCGGCGGCGGCGGCGGGGGAGGCGGCGCGGCCAUGGACCCCGCGUCGUCCGGCCCGUCCAAGGCCAAGAAGACGAACGCCGGCAUCCGGCGCCCGGAGAAGCCGCCCUACUCGUACAUCGCGCUCAUCGUCAUGGCCAUCCAGAGCUCGCCCACCAAGCGCCUGACGCUCAGCGAGAUCUACCAGUUCCUGCAGAGCCGCUUCCCCUUCUUCCGCGGCUCCUACCAGGGCUGGAAGAACUCGGUGCGCCACAACCUCUCGCUCAACGAGUGCUUCAUCAAGCUGCCCAAGGGCCUGGGGCGGCCGGGCAAGGGCCACUACUGGACCAUCGACCCGGCCAGCGAGUUCAUGUUCGAGGAGGGCUCCUUUCGGCGGCGGCCCCGCGGCUUCCGAAGGAAAUGCCAGGCGCUCAAGCCCAUGUACAGCAUGAUGAACGGGCUGGGCUUCAACCACCUCCCGGACACCUACGGCUUCCAGAGCUCGGCCGGCGGCCUCUCGUGCCCGCCCAACAGCUUGGCGCUCGAGGGCGGCCUGGGCAUGAUGAACGGGCACUUGCCCGGCAAUGUGGACGGCAUGGCUUUGCCCAGCCACUCGGUGCCCCACCUGCCCGCCAACGGCGGCCACUCGUACAUGGGCAGCUGUGGUGGCGGGGCGGCCGGCGAGUACCCUCACCACGACAGCUCGGUGCCCGCCUCCCCGCUGCUGCCCGCCGCUGGCGGGGUAAUGGAGCCUCACGCCGUCUACUCGGGCUCCGCCGCUGCCUGGCCGCCCUCGGCCUCCGCCGCGCUCAACAGCGGCGCCUCCUACAUCAAGCAGCAGCCCCUGUCCCCCUGCAACCCCGCAGCCAACCCCCUGUCCGGCAGCCUCUCCACGCACUCCCUGGACCAGCCCUAUCUGCACCAGAACAGUCACAACGCCCCAGCUGAGCUGCAAGGCAUCCCUCGGUAUCACUCGCAGUCACCCAGCAUGUGUGACCGAAAGGAGUUUGUCUUCUCUUUCAACACCAUGGCGUCCUCCUCCAUGCACUCGGCCGGCGGCGGCUCCUACUACCACCAGCAGGUCACCUACCAAGACAUCAAACCCUGUGUGAUGUGAGCCGGAGCCCGCGGGCCCGUCCGCACGACCGCCUCCGGAGCAGGGAACCCGUCCCUAGAAACUGCUUUAUUCUCGAGGUAUAACCGUCGGCAGAAGCAAAGGGUUUGACCCCUCCCCAACCGGAUUAUUUCAAAAGGCACCCCCAGGGCAAAGAAGCGGCACAGAGGUCGGCACCUCCUCUCCUGUUCCCUCAAAAAAUAUUUUAAAAAAAACGGUGGCGUCCAGGCCUCAUCUGACUGCAGCUGUUGGUAAAUAAAUAUCUUCUUUUUGAUCCGAUUGAAACCGGCUGAGAAGGUGCUGUGUUGGGGGAAAACCCUCAACAUCUAAACAGAAAUUCUGCUGAGGUCUCUCCCCCACCCUUAACCCUUUAAUGGAAAAAGUGAAGUUGGGGGGGGGGAGAUUUUUUAGAAGAAAGGCAAACAGGAGACCAUCAUUAUCAAAUACUUUUAUUGGGGGGUUGAGUAUUUAUCGUUGUUAUUUUUAACUUUCUUUGGGAAGAAUGUCUUGGAAUGCGCAAGUCGCGUGGUAGAGCCGCGUUUUGCAGGGAAAGGGGGGGCGAGAGGCCGCGCUCUCCCCCCCACCUCGGAAGCCCUGCAGCCGCAGGUGGAUGUCUGUGCGCACGACUUGCGUUUCUGAAGCCACUGUUCGUUGUUGUGUUUUUUUUUUUUUUUGUUUUUGUUUUUAAAGAAACCCAUGGAGCCCAGAAGCGGGCAGCUCUCGGGGCCUCUGCCACCCCCCUCCGCCUUCCUCUUCUUCCUUCUCUGCAGUCUUUUUGGUUUUGUUUCGAAUUUUACGUGUACUUUUUUGGAGGGUGUUUUUCUCCCGAGACCCGGCUGUCUCCCGACCUCUACUGUAAACUGGUGCGAAAGCGGCGCGAACACGGCCCGACGCGGGACGGGGAGGCCCGGCCAGCGCGCGAAUUCAGGAUUGCGGCGAUGCAGAAAGGUUAAGGCACUUUUUAAAACUAUAGCAAGGCUCAUCCUGUUAUUUAUUCUUUCUUCCCCUAGUAAUCGAAACACCGCAUCGGCUCCUCCGUUUAUCAGUAUUAAUGGUGUAACUUUGUUGGCAAUAUUUGCCGCGUAGAAUUUUUUUUUUUUAGAUAUCCAUUGUAAAUUUGAAACAAAGUCCCAUGUGUGUAAAAACAAAUUCCCAUAUGUUUUAUAUAAAUAUAUAUAUAAAAUGAAGGACUACCCCCCCUUUUUUUUCUAGUAUUUUGGCUGCUGGGGUGCAGCGUUUGUGACACGUAUUUUAAAUUUCCUUCUGCACUGUAUAAAAUGACAAUUUGAGGAUGUUUUGCCUUUUGUGUAUUUUUUUUCCUAAAAAAAGAACAAAAAUAAAAAUGUAUAACAUUUGUAC